Molecule: messenger RNA, 2145 nt
Organism: Zeugodacus cucurbitae (melon fly)
Lineage: Eukaryota; Metazoa; Arthropoda; Insecta; Diptera; Tephritidae
Product: protein obstructor-E
Exons: 6
Coding region: 640-1437 (265 amino acids)
Cellular component (GO): extracellular region
Molecular function (GO): chitin binding
Source: RefSeq, a predicted model, not a curated record
AGCACCAUACGGUCGGGUGCUUCAUUAAGCUUGGAGUCCGACUUUUACCUUCAGUUACAGACGAGUUUCAGAGCAGUGCGGUUCGCAGUGUUCGUUGUGGAGGUUUGUCUAAAUCAAUAUAAAAACGGCUCAGAAUUAUAAUUGCAACAAGUAGAGAAACUGAAGCUAAAGCAAUUAUAUGCGAGUAUUUCUAUGGCAAAUUAAAAAUAUAUAAUAAAUAAUCUCAUUAAGGAAAAGUUUGGCGAGAUAUACCAAAACAUAAAAGAAAUUGUGAAAGUUCAUUGAAAUUACGACCGGAAAUACAAAACAUAUGUACAUACAAGUACAUAAAUAAGUACAACAUAAGUGGCAAGAAAAAAAAUUGUUGUUGAAUAAGCAAUCAAAUAAACCAAUAAAAUAUUAGCAACCGGAACACGCGCAAUAAUUUCAUAAAAGUGUUGAGAAACAACGCAAAACACAAAUCACAAUUCGCAACAGCGUCGCAGUCAAGGAUAUAAAUAUAAAAAGCAAAAAAACUGAGUUAAAAAACAACAAUAACAACAAAAGUAGUGCUACACAACACAAAGAGCAUUGCAAACUUAGAGAGCAAACUAAAAACAGCGCGCAAGCAAAAGUCAAGCAACAACCAACACUAGCAACAUGUUGCAGCAACAUCAGAUGUUAACAUUGGCCAUCGCCAUGCUGUUUGUACUGGCGAGUGGCGUGACUGGGCAACAGCUGAAGGGCAACCAAGAGGAUCCGUGCAAGGUGAAAGGACGUGUGGUUGGCGAUGAAGUCUAUUGUGACCGUUAUUGGGAGUGUGUUAGCAAUCAGCCGGAGCUCUACGAUUGUCCCAAUGGACUGGUCUUUGCUGGGAAGCAUCGUGGCGUUACGGAAGGCUGUGAUUAUCCGUGGCGCGCCAACUAUUGCGAGGGCAAGCAAUUAGCGAAUGGUCCCCUAUCGACCGACCAUUGCGACUGGUUGUAUGGCAUCUUCGGCCAUGAGACAUCCUGCACACGCUAUUGGACCUGCUGGAAUGGCACCGCAACGGAGCAGCUUUGCAUCGGCGGUCUGUUGUACAAUGAGAAUGCCCACAGCUGCGAUUGGCCGGAAAAUGUCGAUGGUUGUCAGAAGCAUCCUCUUUGCAAUGAUGAUGCCAACGGCAAUGUCCCAUUGGGUAAAUCGUGCAACCGUUAUUGGCAAUGUCAGGGCGGUUAUCCACGCUUGCAACGUUGUCCCGCUAUGUUGGUAUUCGAUCGGCAUUCGUUGCGCUGCGUUGUACCCCCGACGGAGGAGUGUGAUAUACCAACAACGCCAACGCCACUCGACGGCGAGGGAGAGAACAACAAUGUCGGCGGCGGUCAGCUGUCCAAGGACGAACAGGAGCGAAAGCUGGCCAACGAAGGUGUGCCGCCAUUGCCCUUACAGGGCAAGAACUUUCAACGUGCUAGAAAUUAGAAAUUCCAAUCAAAAUGCAAUGAGAGAAGAGGAGUAGAGGAGAGUGCCGCGCGGGAGAGAGGUGAGAAGGUGAGGUGUGAAGUGCGAAUAAGCGGCAGUAAUAUGAGAAGUUAAGAGAUCAGCGAGUUGCGUGGUGCUAUGACAACGUGGUGUGGACGAUAAGGAACAACAUAACAGUGGUUUCAAAUUAAAAUGCAACGAAAGUAAAUAUGCAGCCAAGAUGUUCGUGCUGCAAUAACAAUAACAUUGAAAAAGAAAUAAAUAAUAAAAUGGAAAAUAUCAAAACGCAAGAAUCAUAAUGACAGCGAUGAGGACAGAGAGAGGGCGAGAUGGAGAGAGUGAGGAAGGGAGGAAGAGUGAAGAUGCAGCAAGCUAGAUAUCAACAGUAAUGCGAGUGGUGUGAAGAUACCAUCUAACAAAAUUUUGUGACACAGUUCAGACAUAUUGGGUUAACGGUGUUGAGCGGCAGAGUCAAAAUGGCGUGCUCAAGUGACGCUACAAUUAGUUUUGAACACCUCAGCGCGCUUGAGACAUAUUCAGCAGAGCGUGUAAAUUCGAGUGGCUACUAAAAUAACAACAAGAAGCAGCAGCAAGGAUAAGCUUACAAACUAACGGUAUUAGCGUCAUAUUUGUCAAAAAAUACAACAUUGUCCAAAUUAUCAUAUCCUCUGACAGCUUGUACAGCAGCGAGCGGAAAUUUACAUUCAG